GGAAAGAAUCAUCAAUCGCAACUCGCAAUCUUCGAGCUCGAGUUUUGCACUCGCUCCGCAUUUCACAUCGCACAUCGUGGAUACUCUCUCUCGCUGUAAACUGUAGAUUACAGAUGCCAAGAAAUUGUUGGAAGUAGUAUAAAAUAUAAAAUCCAGCGUAAAAGAAGUGCCAGGUGCCAGUAGAGUUGUAACCGGAGAGAGACCUUGAGAGAGGGACUUACUGUGUAGCAGUAGCAGGUAUAGCAGACGCAAACUCUACGUCCUGGACGUCCUGGGUCAACACUUCAGCGAUCUGACCUCGAUAAGCAUUUUGGAACUAAAUAUGGCUAUGGCUGCUGAAUGCAGUUCUGAUCCUCCCUUACACGAUUUGUGGUCAUCCAGAAGGACGGGUGAAAGAUUGAAGGAUGAACUGGCAUUGUAUACUGAAGGCUUCUUUUAUGACUGCACGUUUGAAGUGAGCUGUGAAACUGAAUAUAAGGUCUUCAAAUGUCACAAAGUGAUCCUUGCUCGAUCAAGUCCUGUUUUUGCUAAAAUGUUGUUUGGAAACUUCAGUGAGUCGUCCAAGGACAAAGAUGACCCAAUUCAAAUCAACUUAAUUGAACCUGAGAUUUUUGAUUUAGUCAUGAGAUAUGUUUACGGCGACGAAGCUGACUUCAAAGAAGUAGAGAAAGCCUGCAAGGUUUACAAGUUUUCUCAUCAGUGGCUGAUGAAUGACUUGAUGGAAGUUGCUGCAAAAUUCUUUGAAGAGCCCAGCCCAGAAGAUGUCAUCACCGUGCACGAAAUGUUCAAAUCAUUAAACGAUUACUCGCACUAUAAAUCUCUUCUAUCAAUCAUUGCCUCCAACGCUAGCGCAGUUCUGAAGUCAGAAGCUUGGUUGAAAUCAUCUGUGUCUACAGUUUUGGAAGUCUUCCAAAUGGAGCAUCUGAGAGUGGAGUCUGAGAAAGAGCUCUUUGAAGCUUUGUAUGCUUGGGGAGCUCAGGGAGCUGCUAUUGGCAACGAGGAGAAAGAGAUGAUUGAUGUGGAAGAAAUCAGAGCUAAGACCAAGGAUGCUCUGAAAUUAAUUCGCUUCAUGACCAUGGAUGCGGUUGAAUUUGGAGAACUGUGCAAAUCCGAGUGUGCCAAAAUGAUGACUGAUGAAGAUAAGUUGAAAGUAAUAGUCAGCAUUGAUCUGGUUGACCAAAGCCUCCUGCCUGAACAUUUUUCUCGUGAUCGGCGCUAUCGCAAAUUAAAUCACAAAGAUAGUAUGUAUUACACUUUCUUACCUAAAAUUUCAAGCAAUGAAGUUAUUUUGGACAGUGAAAGUGGUAAUUCAGUGUUUAAAUUUGCAAGCCGAUGCAGUCGACAUUAUUUAAAGGGCAUUCAAUUGGAGUGUUUAGGUCAAGAUUCCGAGGUUAAUUUAAUUUGUAACAUUACUUGUGCCCAUUCUCCAAAAGUCCUUGCCUCAAUCUCAUUCAAAGGUAUGUCAGAAUCCAAAGACUCCAAGUGGCUCAAAUUACCACAUGAGGUGCACCUCAAGGAAAAUGUCUUUUACACAAUUUCUGUUCAAUACUUGCAAAAUAAUCCAGUUAAGUCAAUCUCCUUUACAAAGUGUCCAAGUGCCGGUGAUUUGGUUUGGGGUAGUGAAGUCCGAGAUCUUAAACUAUUUUUAAUAACGGAGAAGAUUUCUGUUACAGACAUCACUGGAUUUGAACUUAUCAGGUGCCCAAAAUAAAUGAGAUAUGAAAAUUUUCAAUAUACGUGUAAGAGUUCUUUAUGUAUAGAAGUCUUUUUAAGGAAACAAUUUUAUUCCUCAAAUAAUUAGAAAAAAAUAUAUAGUUGUCUCACAGAAAAUUGGAAAAGCCAUGAAAUUUUUCUUACUGUUUACAAGAGGCAAACAAAUGUUGAAAGUAAAUAGAUAUAAGUAACUUGAUUAAAUUUUUUAUUAGCAUUGCUACAUCUGAAUUCUGUCAAUAUACUGUAUAAUACACUGUACCUGAUACAUAUACCACACAGACCUGAUGCAAAAUUGCAAGCAUUCCGGUGAAAAUGUUAACAAAAUAUAUUUUUUGAUCAGUCUCACGUUGAUCAUUAAAUCAUUUUUCAAAAGCCAUUCUGUGCUGAAUCUAUGUAUUAUUUAAUAAAAAUGAUAUUU
Molecule: messenger RNA, 2131 nt
Organism: Neocloeon triangulifer
Lineage: Eukaryota; Metazoa; Arthropoda; Insecta; Ephemeroptera; Baetidae
Exons: 5
Coding region: 323-1711 (462 amino acids)
Biological process (GO): neurogenesis
Cellular component (GO): P-body; cytosol
Molecular function (GO): protein binding
Source: RefSeq, a predicted model, not a curated record